Conger conger (European conger) is the source of this 1914-nucleotide messenger RNA. It is a transcript of the gene foxa3, whose product is annotated as forkhead box A3. Bases 396 to 1709 code for a protein of 437 amino acids. The transcript is spliced from 2 exons. The record is from RefSeq and is a predicted model, not a curated record. NCBI's taxonomy places the organism in Eukaryota, Metazoa, Chordata, Actinopteri, Anguilliformes, Congridae. Gene Ontology annotation, molecular function: RNA polymerase II cis-regulatory region sequence-specific DNA binding; protein domain specific binding; DNA-binding transcription factor activity, RNA polymerase II-specific. Gene Ontology annotation, biological process: regulation of transcription by RNA polymerase II; cell differentiation; anatomical structure morphogenesis.
UCUUACUGAGUAACACAAGACCUGGGCUACGAUCCAACGGGAGAAGUCAAAGGACAUUUUUGAGGAUUUAUAACAAACAAGAAAACAGCUUCCUGACUUAGGCUACUUAUAUUCGAUUAUGGAUGAUUAGUACAUCCAAAAAAGAUAUGCCAUUUUACAAAGAAGUUAAUUGUAACAGGAGGCAAUAAUAUAUAGUGACUUGAUUUGAGCCGGCUAUACGUUAAACUUUUUACCAUUUUGAGGAAAUUGGACACCUUUUGAAAACGGGGAUCUUGUCGAAUAUUUAUUGGAAAUUUCGAGCAUAGGCAGCUGAAAACUCCGAAAGGAAACACGAACGGUCGCAGACUUCAUUUUGUUCGAGACUUUUCUCCCCCAGAAAUACGCUGUUAUUGGGGAUGUUGAGUUCAGUGAAGAUGGAGUCCCAUGAUAUUCCCGAAUGGAACGCUUUCUACAACGAAGCAAGCGAAAUGUAUCCCUCGCCAACGGCAAUGAACUCCAGCCUGAGUGCCAUGAAUAGCAUCAACAGCUAUAUCAAUCUGAACCCCUCUGGUUCGGCGGGCAUGAACAUGGGCUAUCCGACUGGAGCUCUCAGCAGCAGCCCCCUGGCCUCCAUGGGCGGGAACACCAACCACAUGAGCCUGUCCCCUGUCACUGGCUCCCUGAACCCCGGCUCUCUCACCCAGCUGGGCUCUCCUGCACCCUCCCUCAGCAGUCUGCCCCACUACCAGAACAUGGGUCAGCCCAUGGCCCAGCUGGGCUACCCGUCCCCCACCUCCCUCAACCGGGCCAAAGAGAUGCCCAAGCCGUACCGCCGGUCCCUCACCCACGCCAAGCCGCCCUACUCCUACAUCUCCCUGAUCACCAUGGCCAUCCAGCAGUCUGGCAGCAAGAUGCUCACGCUCAACGAGAUCUACCAGUGGAUUAUGGACCUGUUCCCCUACUACCGGGAGAACCAGCAGCGCUGGCAGAACUCCAUCCGGCACUCGCUCUCCUUCAAUGACUGCUUCGUCAAGGUGGCCCGCUCCCCGGACAAGCCGGGCAAGGGCUCGUACUGGGCCCUCCACCCCAACUCAGGCAACAUGUUCGAGAACGGCUGCUACCUGCGCCGGCAGAAGCGCUUCAAGAUCGAGGACAAGAGCGGCAAGAAGGGCUCUGGGAAGUCCCAGGAGGGAGGCAAGGCAGGCCUCCAGGAGAGCCUGCAGGAGGAGCACAGCCCCGCCCCGGGAUCGGAGGGGCCUGACUCGGCCCACUCCGACAGCUCCCACCCGGGAUCGGCCUCUGACGAGCAGCAGCCCAGGAGUCUGGCCCAGCUGGAGUGCCCCCAGCCCCUGGUCCAGAGCUCCACUUCCAUCUCCUCCGCCCCGACUUCUGCCACCUCCUCCUCGGUCCACCACCUCCACGCUCAGCCGGCCGGCGGCGGGCACCUCCUCCCCAGUGCCAUGCACCACCUGGACCUCCAGCACGACCCCCUCAAGUCCAUGGAUCCUCACUACAACUUCAACCACCCCUUCUCCAUCACUAAUCUGAUGUCCAACGAACAGAAGAUGGACCUCAAGUCCUACCAGGACCAGGUGAUGGCCUACAACGGCUACGCCACCGGCUCGCCUAUGGCCGCCAAGCAGAUCUACGACAGCCCCGGGCCGUCGUCCCUCGACUCGGGGGCUUACUACCAGACCUUGUACAGCAGGUCAGUUCUGAACGCCUCAUAACCUUGAUGACUUUUGACUCCAGAAUCCAUCGGUGCUGUCAGGGCCCCAAUCCAAGAAAAAGAAUCCAAAGAGUGCAAUGGAAAUGCUUUUGGGUCCAUUCCCACAAGAGGAACUGCUGGUAACCCCAAAGAGAAGAAUGCCAACCCAAAGCCCCCACUGGAAACAUUGCAGUUACUUUAUUUUGGGAAGGGGUUGGGUGGGUGGG